AUGGGGGGGCGGGCUGGGGGUCCCCGUGCGAGGAUUUUGGGGUCCCCCUGCAAGGGCUCCUCGUGCCACCGUCUCCUCGUGUCACCAAGAGGAACUGGGGGGGUCCUCGCGCCAGAGCCCCUCGAGUGUCACCAGCUCCUCACCGAGGGCUCCGAGUGCCACCCGGAGGAAUUUGGGGGGCUCCUCGUGGCCCCGGGACCUGCCCAGCCCUCGUGCGAGGGUCCCGAGUGCCACCACGUCCGAGUGCCACCAAGAGGAACAAGGUUUGGGGGGGGGGGGUCCUCGUGCAAGAGCCCCCCGAGUGCCACCAGCACCUCGUGCCACCAAGAGCCCCCUGAGUGCCACCAGCCCCUCGAGUGCCACCAGCUCCUGGUGUCACCGGGACCUCGUGCAGGAGAGAUUGGGGGGGGGUCCUGGUGCCACCAAGAGCCCCCCGAGUGUCACCGGGACCAGCCCAGCCCCGUGUCACCGGGGUCUCUCUCUGUGUCACACGCCACCGUCGGGCACCCACCGGGACCCGCCCCCCCCGAGCACCGAGACCCCCGAAUUUCACCGUCUCGUGCACCGGGACCCCCCUCAGGACCCCCCCUCAGGCAUCAGGACUCUCGAGUUUCCCCUCCCCCCGUCCUCGUGCACCGGCACCACCGGACCCCCCCGAGGAACCGGGACCCUCCCCCAGCGCACCGGGACCACCAGGGGCGGGGCCUGGAGGGAAAUGAAUGA
Molecule: messenger RNA, 723 nt
Organism: Onychostruthus taczanowskii (white-rumped snowfinch)
Lineage: Eukaryota; Metazoa; Chordata; Aves; Passeriformes; Passeridae
Product: WAS/WASL-interacting protein family member 2-like
Exons: 3
Coding region: 1-723 (240 amino acids)
Source: RefSeq, a predicted model, not a curated record